Nipponia nippon (crested ibis) is the source of this 1464-nucleotide messenger RNA. RefSeq names its product histidine rich glycoprotein (gene HRG). Gene Ontology annotation, molecular function: heparin binding; cysteine-type endopeptidase inhibitor activity; zinc ion binding. The record is from RefSeq and is a predicted model, not a curated record. Gene Ontology annotation, biological process: negative regulation of fibrinolysis; regulation of platelet activation; negative regulation of endopeptidase activity. Gene Ontology annotation, cellular component: extracellular region; blood microparticle. NCBI's taxonomy places the organism in Eukaryota, Metazoa, Chordata, Aves, Pelecaniformes, Threskiornithidae.
AUGCCGCUUCUAGCUUCAGCUUUUUUUUUCCUAACAUUACUGCAGUGCUUUAAUGACCAAAACAAAACAAGCAUUACACCUGCAGACUGUAAUACCAUUGAAACGGAUGCAGGAGUGGCCUUGGAUUUGGUCAACAGACAUCAUAGAGAUGGUUAUGUUUUUGGUUUAUUCCAUGUUGCUGACGCACAAGAACUACAUAUAGGAAAUUCAUCAGUCCUCUACCUAACUUUGGAUGUGCUGGAAACUGAAUAUUGUAUAGCAUCCAGAAGACACUGGGAGUCUUGCUAGUACAGCGACACCUAUUCCAUGGACUUUGGGCAAUGUAAGAUUAUCACACAUACAAGCCAGCUGCUGAUGAAACCUCAACUGUAUGGAUUUAACUGUACAGUAAGUCCAGUUCCUCCUGAUUUAUUAGAGUGCAAAGAUUGUCCUGUGAAAGCUGAAGUCUUAGAAGUCACUGAGCAACGUGAAAAUACUGCUGCAAAGGCCCUGGAGAAAUUUAACAGUGAGGGUAACCACACAAACUACUUCGACAUGGACAAACUUUAAAAGAUUUUAAAGAUGACUGCCUCCUGUGAAGGUCACAUUUUAGGAUUCUCUAUAAAAGAGACCAACUGUUCCAAAACCACACAACGAGCAGAUCAGGCACUAGAAUGCGAUUUUCCAGAUGACUGGCAUGCUCAUGUGGGAUUCUGCAAGGCAAAAGUUAUCAGUGAUCCAGAUGAACCUGAUGGAACAGACACAAGCUGUGAAAUCUGCCAUCCCUGGCAGCAUGACUAUGGGCAAAGAUGCAGAUAUUCAACUCUGGGACAGCCACACAGACAUCCUCAUCAUCAUUUUGGUCACAGGCAUUGUCACAGGCAUGGAUGUCCACCCUCUUCUCAAUCCAGACUUGAGGACCCCAAGCACAACCAUAGUUUCAACAAAGAACAUCAAGACAGCCACAAAGGACCUGCUCCUGCUCCUGAAUUACUUCAUGUCCCUUCUCCUCCCCAUGAUGAGCCACAUAAUCCUCCUCUUGGUCCCCAUCAUGGACCACACCAUCCUCCCCCUCCUCAUCGACCACAUCACCACCAUCCUCCUCCCCAUCAUGGACCACAUCACCUUCCUCAUCUCUAGCAUCACUAUUACAGACAUCACUGCAACAAGACAAGCAUAUCAGGAAAGUACUUUCUAUUCCAAAUAACAGGAGCUGUCUAUCACUUUCCGGUUCUAAAUCAGCAGGAUUCUCUCACACCUCCCACUGCAGACUUUCCUGAGCUAUCCUAAAGCAACCCUCACUCCUCCAGCACUGGUGAAGGUAUUCCCUUCACUGGCUCAAGCCUAAAGGAGAUGCCAGAAGCUCCAGGUUUUCCAGAUCACCCUACAUAAUAAAAGUCAUGCCCAGGAAACUCCAAACUUGUUCUUCCAAAAAUUUUGCCCUUAUUUCCAUGUAGCUCCAUGGCAGAAAAUUCUCUUACAUGA